Molecule: messenger RNA, 462 nt
Organism: Rotaria sp. Silwood2
Lineage: Eukaryota; Metazoa; Rotifera; Eurotatoria; Philodinida; Philodinidae
Source: the annotation of a GenBank genome assembly
AUGAUGAUCGUCAAUCAAGCUAAUUAUAAUAAUGAUAAUCAAGAACCAGUUGCUGUUAAUCCAUCAACAGUACGUUCACUCAAUCGAUUAAAUCGAUGUUCAACAUCGACACCACUUGCUAGAAGUAAUGAAUGUAAACUUGAUGUGCAAAAAUUUUGUAAUAAAAUAAAUCAACAAUUAAUUUCAAAUUUAAAAGUAUUACAAUGUGUCGAUAAUCUUGGUAAUGAUGCCAUUUUAAUUAGUAAAGAAUGUCAACAUAUAAUUCCACAAUGUCUUAAAGAAAUAUUUCGCUUGACUGAAAUGCAAUCGGAUGAUUAUAAUCUUGAUCGUGUUUUAUUUUAUGCAUGUCAUGAUGAUCAAGAAAAUUUAUGUAGUCAAGUUUCAAGUGGUAAUGGACAAAAUUAUCUUUAUCUUUAUGAGAAAAAACUUAAUAUCAUGAUGCCAUCAGCUGUAAUUUAUUAA